UCACUCACUGUCGCUGCUUUCAGUUUUCAGCUUUUCUGUUUUGACUUUUAAGUAUUUCUUUUUACAAAGAAAACUUUCAACAUCGCAGACCUCUUAACUGCAUGACAAAAUUUCAGUUCACCAGGAAAACAGUAACGAUAGCUUGUUCAUGAUCGUUCCAACACGUUGAUGCUGCGCUUACAAUUGUAAGACUUGUUUAUUCCGUCUAUACUGUGUGCCUGGAGAAAUGCUCGCCUGAACCUGUGAUUUUCCGCUGCAACCCCCCUCCUCCCAUGGAUCGCCGCGACGAGAUCCUGGCCCGCUACCGCACCCCUCCCCCCGCCGCCCCGCCAUCCCCGGGGGCGGGGGCGCCCUGCUACAUCGGCGUCCAAGUGCCCGAGACCACGGAGACCACCCCCCUGGUCCUGCAGCGUCUCCCCGCGCCCAAGGACCUCCUGGCCCUGUCCCCCGCCACCCGCUUCAAGCCCUUUCCCGAGUAUGAGAAAGCGGCGCAGUUCUCGCAGUUCCAGCUGGCCGUGGCCGUCGACGGGAAUAUGCGGCGGGCGGCGGAACCCAAGAGCCCCUUCCCCAGCCCCACGGCCGAGGAACGGCAGCAGUUCAUGGAGUUAUUGGGGCAGGGGGAUGCGGUGGGGGUACGGCGGAUGGCGUGGAAGAAUCCGCGGUUGCUGAUCACGUCGGAUGAUGCGCCGCAGUAUUUCAAGGGGACCUGGCGGCAGACGGCGCUGCAUCUGGCCGUGCAGAACGACAAUUAUCCGCUCUUCUGUACCAUAAUGGAGUUGAUCGAGAGCCCCGCCCUGAUGGAGGCCACCCGCAUGACGCCCUUCGAGAAUAUCGCCGAGCGCGGCAACGCGCUGGUGCGGAACUUCCUGAACAACCGCAACAAGAAGCAGGAGGCCGUGCUGGACUGCGCCGUGGCCUACGGUGCACUGCCCAUCGUCGACUUCCUCACGCUGCACCCGCUCUGCGAUCUGACCGUGGCCGGACGGACCGCCGAGGACAACCGCGCCCUGGCCGGAUGCAAACGCAACGCGCACAAUGCGCCGGCCAUUCUGCAGAUGCUGGAAGGACGAUGGUAUGUCCCGGUGUUCGGGCAGUCGGAUGUGUUCCCGCGGGGGACGGUGGGCGAUCCGCUGCCGCCGGGGAAGAUGCGGGAUGCCCUGCACGAAGGCCUGCUGCACGGCUUCUUCGGACCGACCACCCUGGACGAGUGCCGGGACUUCCGAGCCUGUCUUGGUACUUUCACCGAGAAACGCCGGAAAUCGGUGGAGACGGCCGCCCAGGGCGACAGUGUGCAGUGUAACGGCCGGCUGGAGUAUCAGAGCGUCGAAGCCGAGUGCCGGCGCGUGGCGCACGCUGUCAGCGGUCCGUGGAAGGAGUACUGGGGAUUUCUGCAGUGCUUCACGGAUAUCCGAGCGGAGAUGGGGUUGUUUAAGCUGGAGAAGUUUCUCGCCGAGAAGGAUGCACACGCGCUGCCCGCCCGCUACUUCGCCCCGGCGCCCGCCAUCGCCGGG
Molecule: messenger RNA, 1511 nt
Organism: Paramacrobiotus metropolitanus
Lineage: Eukaryota; Metazoa; Tardigrada; Eutardigrada; Parachela; Macrobiotidae
Product: ankyrin repeat and LEM domain-containing protein 2-like
Exons: 4
Biological process (GO): negative regulation of phosphorylation
Cellular component (GO): endoplasmic reticulum
Molecular function (GO): protein phosphatase 2A binding
Source: RefSeq, a predicted model, not a curated record